AUGGCGGAAAUUGCAGCACGCAACCAGCGAACUGAUCCGGUUGAGCUUAACUUGCAGCCACCCACCGUGAUUACCGAGACAAUGAACAAUGGAAGUUUCUUGGAUUUGGAAUUGACAUUCCCAGCAAUUCCCUUGGGUCAGAACGGUCAAAGGGGGCAACCAGACAUACCGGAGGAUUCAUUUCUAGACCUAACCCUUCAGUAUACGCCAUGUGAUCCAGUUAGUCGCGAUGAGGCAUUGAAUGUUGAUACAAUGAACAGUCAAAGUAAUUUCUUGGAUUUGGAAUUCACAUUCCCAGCCAUUCCCUUGGGUCAGAGCUGUCAAAGGGGGCAACCAGACAUACCUGAGGAUUCAUUUCUAGACCUAACCCUUCAGUAUACGCCAUGUGAUCCAGUUAGUCCUGAUGAGGCUUUUAAUGAUGAUGCUGGAAGCUCUAGAAGAGCUCGAGAGACUUAUACUUUUGAUUCCGAGUCAGAAAUCUCAGCACGCAACCAGCAAAGUGAUCCACUUGAACAUAACCUGCAGCCAUCCACCGUGAUUACUGAGUCGCAUGUCGCACCUGUUGCACCAUUGCCACCGCCAUCGCCGCCACUGCCUACUUACACCUGCCCAAUUUGCUUGGGUCCAAUGACUGAAGAGACGACCACAAGGUGUGGUCACAUUUUUUGUAAAGGCUGCAUAAAAAGUUCCCUUUCAACAGGAGACAAAUGUCCUAUUUGUCGGCACAGGAUCACCCCCAGGGGCCUCCACAGGCUUUACUUUUAUGAUGCCCUCUAA
Messenger RNA from Helianthus annuus (common sunflower), 777 nucleotides. Its product is annotated as E3 ubiquitin-protein ligase RNF4-like. The record is from RefSeq and is a predicted model, not a curated record. Lineage: Eukaryota; Viridiplantae; Streptophyta; Magnoliopsida; Asterales; Asteraceae. Bases 1 to 777 code for a protein of 258 amino acids. The transcript has 6 exons.